Molecule: messenger RNA, 1165 nt
Organism: Talaromyces proteolyticus
Lineage: Eukaryota; Fungi; Ascomycota; Eurotiomycetes; Eurotiales; Trichocomaceae
Exons: 5
Coding region: 14-1165 (383 amino acids)
Biological process (GO): regulation of DNA-templated transcription
Molecular function (GO): zinc ion binding; DNA-binding transcription factor activity, RNA polymerase II-specific
Source: RefSeq, a predicted model, not a curated record
AUGAGACAAUAAAAUGGUAUUUCCAAGCUCACGGUGUCUCACAUGCAAGAAGCGACGGGUAAAGUGCGAUUUCGCUCAGCCAAGCUGUGGCCAAUGCCAUAAAGCAAGUAGGGUCUGCAUUUGGGGCCCAUAUUCGGAGCCUGGUUUGCAUUUUAGAAGCGAAAAUGCCUUUGCUCAGGGCAAGCCACGGCGGCCGCGCAAGUUACGAAAUGGGACUGAUAAUAAUUCACGGAACCUUAUAAGAUGCUCGGUAUUAUCACGUACUUUAUCACUUCCUGUAGAGCACUAUGCCUUGCACUAUUGGAUAAAGACUUUUACAAAAUGGCCUGACGAUUUACUUGAUAUAUCUCUCGAGUAUGGAGCCUACGCAAUCUACAAUUGGGACAGUUUGCGACCAGACUCGAGCCUUCAUUCGGCGGUCAUGUCAUUCUCCCUGGCGAUGUUUGGGCAAGUUCAACGAUCAAGUGAAAUCGUUGAGUCUUCGCGUAAAUAUUACUCCCAGAGCUGUACGCAUAUUCGGAGGGAUAUUCAAGAUCUAUCGGAUAAGACUAUUGACCAACUUCUUAUGGCGACUAUGCUACUGGACACAUAUGACAAUGUCAUCCCUAGGGAAUGGGUGCGAUCUCCGUCAAAUUCAUCGCAUUAUGUCGGAAAGAAAGCAGGCCAUCAUAGAGGAACAGCAGCUCUACUGCUAGCACGCAAACAACGAGGAUAUCAUCAACAUACUCCUCUCGAUGUGGCUCUUCGACGGCCUGUGAUCCGCGCUUACAUAGUUGGAGGGGUGGCUGUCGAUAAAUGGCUCGAAGACGAGGAAUUACAUAAUUCGGAAGACCCCAAACUUAAGCUUGACAUGCUCAUGAUAUCUGUUACCUCCCUUCGAUCUAGGUUUAAAAGUCUUUCUCGAGACUUUAGCUAUGGAAUUACAACAGAUGCAACUAUAGUCAAUAAUUUACUCAUAGAGGCGGGGAGUUUGGAUGCUGCGCUUGCGGCAUGGUCUCACAAUCUUUCGGGGCAGUGGAAUUUCGCAGCUCAUACCAUAAAUCGCCUAAAUCAAGCAGAGCUAGACAGGUUCUGCUAUAAUGGCCGAAAUGAUAGCUACACAACUCAUGGCCAUGCGGUCAUGUGGAAUCGCUAUCGAGCAAUUCGUGUUAUUAUGUGCAACUAG